This is a messenger RNA of Rhagoletis zephyria (snowberry fruit fly), 534 nucleotides long. NCBI's taxonomy places the organism in Eukaryota, Metazoa, Arthropoda, Insecta, Diptera, Tephritidae. The record is from RefSeq and is a predicted model, not a curated record.
AUGUUCUACAAUCAGGCCGACUACAUUGAGACGGCUAGCGGCAAUAAAGUGUGCAGAAAGUCGGUUCUCUGUGGCCCACAGAACAUCAUGAUCCUAGGAAAGACAAUCGUCCAAGAAGGCUGCAUCAUCCGAGGAGAUUUGGCAAAUGUAAAAGUGGGGCGUUAUUGCGUGAUCAGCAAGAAUGCGGUCAUUAGGCCACCCUUUAAGAAGUUCACAAAAGGAGUGGCCUUUAACCCAAUGAACAUUGGCGAGCACGUCUUUAUCGGCGAGGGAAGCAUAGUCAACGCCACCUCGAUCGGCAAUUACGUUUACAUUGGCAAGAACUGUGUCAUAGGGCGGUACUGUGUCCUCAAGGACGGCGCCUUCAUAGCCGACAAUUCAGUACUUCCCUCUUCCUCUCAUGUGCCCGCAUUCGCCGUCUUCUCCGGCUCACCGGCAGUCUAUACCUCAGAAAUGUUUGAGUCGAUUCCCGACGUGAUGGCCGACUUUACCAAGAGCUACUACCAGAAGUUUCGCUCAAGAAAAGACGAGUAG